AUGAGUGAAGAGGGUCCACAAGUGAAAAUAAGAGAAGCAACGAAGGAUAAUGUUGAUUUUAUCUUAUCUAAUAUAGAUUUAGCCCUAGCUAAUUCUUUCCGUCGAGUGAUGAUUGCAGAGAUUCCUACAUUAGCCAUUGAUUCGGUUCAAAUUGAAACCAACACUACGGUACUAGCUGAUGAAUUUAUCGCUCAUAGAUUGGGGUUGAUACCUUUACAAAGUACAGAUAUUGAACAAUUAGAAUAUAGUCGUGAUUGUUUCUGUGAGGAUCAUUGUGAUAAAUGUUCUGUUGUGUUGACUUUACAAGCGUUUGGGGAGAGUGAAAGUACUACGAAUGUUUAUGCAAAGGAUUUAGUUAUUGUUUCUAAUUUAUUAGGUCGUAAUAUUGGUCAUCCUAUAAUACAAGAUAAGGAAAAUAAUGGUGUAUUGAUAUGUAAAUUAAGAAAGGGACAAGAAUUGAAAUUGACAUGUGUGGCAAAGAAGGGGAUAGCCAAGGAACAUGCGAAAUGGGGGCCUGCGGCAGCAAUUGAAUUUGAAUAUGAUCCAUGGAAUAAAUUGAAACAUACUGAUUAUUGGUAUGAACAAGAUCCUCAAAAGGAAUGGCCGAAUUCUAAGAAUUGUGAAUAUGAAGAUCCUCCAAAUGAAGGGGAACCAUUUGAUUAUAAAGCUAAAGCUGAGACUUUCUAUAUGAAUGUGGAAACUGUUGGUUCUAUUUCUGUCGAUCAAGUCGUUGUAAGAGGUAUAAAUACUUUACAACAAAAGGUGGCAUCCAUAUUACUAGCUUUAACACAGAUGGAUCAAGAAAAAAUGCAAUAUGCGACUGUUACCGAGGGACAACAGGGCAAUAAUAUGAUGAAUCAAGAUGUUGAUAUGGAUGGAGAUGCAUACGCAAAUGGAGCUAAUAAUCAACCGGGAGCUUAUAACGAUGCCUGGUAG
Naumovozyma dairenensis CBS 421 is the source of this 936-nucleotide messenger RNA. RefSeq names its product DNA-directed RNA polymerase II core subunit RPB3 (gene RPB3). The transcript has a single exon. Gene Ontology annotation, cellular component: RNA polymerase II, core complex. The record is from RefSeq and is a predicted model, not a curated record. Gene Ontology annotation, biological process: DNA-templated transcription. Gene Ontology annotation, molecular function: DNA binding; protein dimerization activity; DNA-directed RNA polymerase activity. The coding region runs from base 1 to 936 and encodes 311 amino acids. Lineage: Eukaryota; Fungi; Ascomycota; Saccharomycetes; Saccharomycetales; Saccharomycetaceae.